Lycium ferocissimum is the source of this 1043-nucleotide messenger RNA. RefSeq lists its product as uncharacterized. The record is from RefSeq and is a predicted model, not a curated record. NCBI's taxonomy places the organism in Eukaryota, Viridiplantae, Streptophyta, Magnoliopsida, Solanales, Solanaceae. The transcript has a single exon. The coding region runs from base 87 to 1019 and encodes 310 amino acids.
UUAUCCUACUUGUGUUUCAUGGUUUUAUUUAUUGAGUCGCAGGAUUGAAUUUGGAACUAAACUACCUGAACAGUCGGCCAUCAGCUAUGACCAAUGCCUGCAUUUCUAGAUUCAGCAGUUUUCAGAAAGCAGCUGCGCCACUUCCUGGCAGAAGCUAUCAUGGCAUUGUUUUCUUAAGGAACUUCUCAACUUUGACAGCACCAUGUAUCUCUCCAAGUAUUUAUCUCAGUUAUUCUCCACCAUCACUAGUUUCAGUUGCCUGCUUAACCCAACCAAAUGCUCCAGCACAACGUUCUGAUGAGUGGUUUGCCCUUCGCAAGGACAAAUUAACUACAAGCACCUUCAGCACUGCUUUGGGAUUCUGGAAAGGGAAUCGACGAAACGAGCUCUGGCAUGAAAAGGUCUUUGCUCCAGAUGUCCAAUUACUACCAUCUCCUAGCAGGUCUGCUAUGGAUUGGGGUGUUCUCAUGGAAGCAGUAGCCAUAGAGCGCUACAAAAGCAUCACCGGCCGAGAUGUGAGCUCACUCGGGUUCGCGGUCCAUACGGAUGAGCGAUUGGGUUGGGUUGGUGCCUCACCGGAUGGUCUUCUUGGAAGCUUGCCAGGAGGCGGGAUUCUGGAAGUGAAAUGCCCAUAUAACAAAGGAAAGCCAGAAAAGGGGCUCCCUUGGUCAACGAUGCCAUUCUACUACAUGCCUCAAGUGCAGGGGCAAAUGGAAAUCAUGGACAGAGACUGGGUUGAUGUAUAUUGUUGGACACCAAAUGGGAGCUCAAUAUUCCGGGUCUACCGAGAGCGGAGUUACUGGGAGUUAAUGCAUGGAAUUUUGUGGGAAUUUUGGUGGGAAAACGUGGUUCCGGCUAGAGAAGCUCUUUUGAUAGGAGAUGAGGAGGGUGCUAGAGCCUAUAAACCAACAUCAACACACAAAAAAACUGGUCUUGUGAUUUCAAGAAGCUUGAAGUUGGCAGGUGAAGCAAAGAUGUUGUGCAGGGAUAUUGCUGGUCAUGUUGAAUUUUUCCGCUAAUGUGACCAACACUAUUUUCAACAC